Molecule: messenger RNA, 6480 nt
Organism: Engraulis encrasicolus (European anchovy)
Lineage: Eukaryota; Metazoa; Chordata; Actinopteri; Clupeiformes; Engraulidae
Gene: shroom4
Product: shroom family member 4
Exons: 10
Coding region: 348-5528 (1726 amino acids)
Biological process (GO): actin filament organization
Cellular component (GO): apical junction complex; cortical actin cytoskeleton; adherens junction
Molecular function (GO): actin filament binding
Source: RefSeq, a predicted model, not a curated record
UGGGACGGUGAUGCUCACGCAUGCAGAACACCCCCAGGGCUUGGCCAUUGGUCCGCUACAGCCAGAGGCUGUUUUGACGGGCCGCCUCCCUUGUCAAUCAGGCUAACUUGCGGGGAUCUCAGGAACCAAGGAAUUUGCCUCGCCAUAGAAAAAAUGUUGGGGUGAAGUUAUUCAACUUCUCAACGUCCGGAUCCAACCCAACCCUCGCUUGCGCUUUUCCUAUGUUAUCGUUAUGAGCAUCUGGUCAUGGAGAUCCGGGGCAGGGGACACUGGCCAAGUGGUGUACACAGCAGCAGUAGAAGCAGCCCUUAAUAUAAAAAGUAGACUAGAAACCAUCACGCUUGAUCAUGGAGACCGUGGAGGAGACCGUGGAGCAGCUCGUGUCCUUUAACCACAUCCACGUCCAGCUGCAGGGAGGCGCUCCGUGGGGAUUCACGCUGAAAGGGGGACUGGAGCACGGCGAACCGCUGACCAUUACUAAAAUCGAGGACGGGGGCAAGGCUUCUCAGAGUAGGAAGCUGAGAGUGGGAGAUGAGCUGAUCAACAUCAAUGGCUCUCCGCUCUACGGCUCUCGGCAGGAGGCUCUCAUCCUCAUCAAGGGCUCCUAUCGUUUGCUUAAGAUCACCGUACGCAGGCGCAGCGUGCCCCUUGGCAGGCCGUACUCGUGGCAUGUGGCCAAGCCGGCCGAGUCUGUGAGCGUGGCAGGCACUACAGACGGCAUUUCGGACAUGCAGCUCCACCCUGCCCAUUUCCCCACGCUCUGGCACUCCGCAAACAACAAUAGUGAUCUGUCUAUGCAGUGGAGGCCUCUCUCCAGACGCCAUAGCAACUCAGGGGGCAGCAUGGAAAGCCUUGAGAACCCCCCCAGCCAGAGAUACUUUGACAGCCAACUGUCCCCCGUGGACUCCACCCUUCUCAACAACAAGCGAGAUUCAGCCUACAGCUCCUUCUCCGCCAGCUCCAACACUUCAGACUAUGCACUAUCUCUAAGGCCUGACGACGGCAGCUCCAUGGACAAUAUCCUUCACGGUCUGGCUUCCAGCUGCCCAGACGGUCACCAUCCGUCGUCUUCCUCUGCCAGCGGACUUCGAGACCAGGCGGAAGAAGCUGGCGGAAGUCUAAAGUCCCGAUCGAAGUUUAUCAGAGCUGAGGCGAAGAACCGGCCUUUGUCCUACAGCUACGAGGACGAGCACCGCAAAGCACCCCCACAGCCUCCAGCCAGGAAGGACAGCUUCAGGGCCACCAGAGCCCGGGCAGGUAUUCCAGACAAACGCUGCAUCUCCGCUCCAGUAGGAAUUCCAAACCCAUCGUGUUACCAGGGGGAGGAUCCACAUCAGCAAAGGCACACGGGUUCUUGGAAAAGAAAUGGAUUUGAAAGCGGGUCCCUUGGAAAGAGGGGAGAUUCCAAACAUGGCAGUCUAGAACCAUACUUCACAAUCAGCUCAAAUACCGAACCACAACCAAGAGACCAUAGACACAGUCAAGAUGAGGAGAGCAGAGACCACUUUCAAGAAAAUCAUCUUCAAAGACUACAAAGAGGAACGUGCAGCCCAAGGCUCCAAGUAUCUGACAGCCAAACGAAACAAAGUGUCAUUGAGAAAAGCCUACAUAGCCAGGCCGAUGACCACAGUGACCGGCCUUUGUCCGCCUGUAGCAACAGCGAUCGCCUAUCGUCUGUCUGUAGCAACAGUGACCGCCCUUCGUCUGUCUGCAGCAGGUGGUCCCAGUCACGGUUGUACCCUCAGGAGGAACUGGAAGAGAACGGUGAUCUGGAUUCGUUAUCUCCAAACCAGUGGAGUGGCAGCAGAUGUUCUACUCCGGGGUCCAUCCCUGACUCUAAGUGGGGGAGGCCAUGUAAAGACCCAGAAAUCUUGAACUCCCCACCGAGGUCAACUCCCCCUCUUCCACCACAUGCCUGGGGCCGCUCUGUAAGCGUACCAGGUGAACAGAUGAACGGGUUCUCCGGCAAUGGGAGAACAAAGCCAUCGCACUCGCACUCUCCCGUCUUAGAACAAGACUUCCUGCCCAUCAGUUCGUCUGUAAGCAUGGAUGCCAUGCUGGACGAAAGGCCAGAAAAUGCUGUCGAUGGAAAAGUAUGUGAUGAAGAAAUGAUGAUGCCCUUGCGCAAGUCCUCCCGGAAGUUGCGGUCCUCGAAAUUUCGCAGACGCAACGAACGGUUUGCGACUAAUCUCCUGAAUGAGAUACAGAGGAAGAAGGCUGAACUUCAGAGGCCCGGGAAAAGCCCCAAUGAGUUCCUGGAUGAUGAAGAGACUGUAAACAAGGAGGAAAGCAGAGAGUUUGCACCUGAGACAAAGAACAUUUUCAAAAAAGAAGAAACCCCAUUGCCUUCCUCAGAUGUACAACAGUCAGCAUAUGUCUGUAGCUCUCACAAGAGACAUGCAGACAGCGAACCUCUUCCCUCUACGGAGGAGCAGCUCAGACAAUUUACAUCAAGCGUCAGUCCUCCUCCACUCCACAAACCACCACUUUCUCCCCCUUUUGAAAAAGGACCAAGUGCCACCUGCAUCCAACACUUGCCCCCUAAACUCGAUUAUGGGAGGAAAGGGGAGGAAAUACUAGCUGAUGGUAGUAGGAGCCGCCAAUGGCGCUGGACACCAGAGCACAAACUCCAGUCAGAAGCAGACACAGGGAGAAAAUGGACAAAGGGGAAAGGGUUUCUAUCCUCAGGCCGUGGCCUGGAACAGCAGACGACCACAAACCCGCCACCUUUUUCCCGCUCGUCCAGUCGAACGGUGGAGAGUGACAUCAUGCCUUUUGCUGACCGCAGAAAGUUUUUCGAGGAGACCAGCCGCAAUCUCAGUCAGUCCGUCACAAACCUCUCAAAGAUCAGUGUUAACCAGCAGCACAAGCCGGAGAGGCAAUGGUACAGAGAGCCCCAUGUGUCCUCUGUACAGCCCGCUGGACCUGCUCCGCAGAUCACCUUCAGGAGGUUCUCCUACCAGGGAGGCCUCCAGCAGAAUGAGCAGUUUCCAAAACCCACCGAUGGCCGAAGACAGGUCGCAAGCCAAAGAUCCCCAGACAGGAUUAUUAAAGGGAACGACCGAGAGAGGGAGAAGGAUGAGGAGCGAGAGCUACAGAGGCUAAGGGAGGCAGCCAGAGAGAAGAUGAAGGAAUUAGAGAUGUUGAGACAGAGGGAGAGACAGAUGGAGGAAGAGCAAGAAAGAAAGAGAGUAAGAGAGCGUGAAGCGGAGCUUCGACGAUGGGACGAAGAAAGGCAGCGAGAAUAUGAGUUUAACCAGGAGAGCACACAGCCACCUGAACAGCUGAAAAUGCACAACAGGGAAAACGCAGAAUUGGACAGUGAAUCGUCAUGGUAUGGCCGUGAUCAUGAAACGUACAGUGAUGCUGUACCUCAACCUGUGACUCAGGACUUUUGUCAAACAUCACAGCCCUUGCAUCCAUCCCCCUGUCGUCCAACCUCUGGCUGUGUUGAUAGAGAACCCAUCUGCUCAGCUUUCUAUCCAGUUGGUGGUCCAGUUCAACGCAACAGCCAGUGUCCAUCACCUGCGUACAGCCUGAGAAGCUACACCCAAACAGAGGCAUAUCCUGUUAGACAGUGGGAACCAACCAAGCUGAACAGGAAGUUCAGCCUGACUGAGAGGGACUCACAAUGCCGGCAUGGUGACUGCAGGCUUGGAAAUGGCUCGGUUUGUCGGUGUUCCAAUGGGCCAAGGAGAAGCAGGGCUCCUGCGGGCAGCAAGCCAGAGAGCUUCUUCUCGCCCUCGCCUCUCCGCUAUCGUGCAAUGUCAGAAAACAACCUCAGCGUGGACCAGAGGUGCUCUCAAAGGCAAAUGCUCUCUGAAACGCCCACGUUGCAAGAGGAAGGCCGAGAUUAUUCAAGUCUCACCAAACCGAAAGCAGCGCCGCCACCCCGUCCCCCUCCUCCUAAGUGGGAUCAGUACUUCAAGCGGAGAGCUUCCCACCACAGCUUCUUCCCCUCCUCCACCACACCAGCUCAGUUAUCGCCCUGGCAAUCCCAGGCUGAGGCCAGUCCCCCGUCACCCCUCAGUGUCCCUGAGGUGACAAGGCAGAGGGCAUACAGCCUCCCACCAGCAAGAGAGGGUCUAGCCAACAGGCACCCCCACCAGGAGAAUCCCACCACAGUAGCUCCCAGCACCACCAACCUCUCUCAGAGAACAUUCAGGCCCGUGGUGUUGACACCGGAAGAGGAGGUCAAACCUAUUGUUCUAGUCGAUAAUGAUCAGAACACAAGGUUAUCUGAUGCUACAGCACCACCACUGCAGGCAGAUCGCAUUCCACCACCGCCAGCCCCUCCGGGUCCUCCUCACAGACACGGGGCGACCGCCGAGUGGGACCGCGGUGGCUCCACACAGGAACACUCCAGCAGCAGCAGCAGCAGAAUAAACAACACAACAACAACUCACAGUGCAUUGGUCCAGGAAAAUAACUCUCACAAAACACAAGAGCUCACCCCAGAGUCCUACUGCUCCAUUGACGAACAGUCUCCACAGCAUCAGCAGCAGUGGGAGCAGGAACAGGAACAUAUGACCGGCUCUGUCACCCCUACGCUCAGCUCCAGGCAGCUGGACCACUCCACGCCAACACGCACUACUCCGUCUCCAACAUGCACUACGUCUCAAACACAGGAAGUGAAAGACGCUCCUCUUGAGACGGACAUUGACGAGCAGACGGAGGGGGAGACGGCGGGGGACAGCGGGGAGCCAGGGCCUCCAAUGGAACUGCAGUGUUUCGCAUGUCCCAUCACUGUCCUGGAGACAGACAUGGACGCACUUCUCGAUGAGCCCCCACAGGUGGAGGAGAAGCCACUUCCAAGGAGACGGUCGCUGGAGAAACGCGUGACUGUGGAACAGGAUGAAGAAUCACUGGAGAGGCCUUCUGCCCAAGAUGGAGUCCAGUCCCACCUCCCAUUUCAGCAGGAGUCUUCAGCUAAUGCUCAGCUGCUGGAGAAAAUGAAGACCGCUCUGAAUAUAAGCCAUCAUGAAGACGAGGAGCUCAAUUACAAAAGGCAACUGAUGGAGAGUCUGACGAAGAAGCUGAACGUGUUGCAGGAGGCCCAGCGAGACUUGCAGGAGGACAUCAGAGCCAACGCCCAGCUGGGCGAGGAGGUGGAGACCUUGGUCACGUCCGUCUGCAAACCCAACGAGGUGGACAAGUUCCGCAUGGUCAUCGGGGACCUGGAGAAAGUCAUCAGCCUGCUGCUGUCCCUCUCAGGCAGGCUACUGAGAGUGGAGACCGCCCUGGAUGUGGAGACGGGUCACCACGAGAGGCUCCCCUUGCUGGAUAAGAAGACCCAACUCCUGCAGCAGCUUCGUGAGGCGCGGGAGCUGAAGGAGCACGUGGACCGGCGCGAGGAGGCGGUGGGGCGGGUUCUGAGCAGCUGCCUGACGCCGGAGCAGCUGCGCGACUACAAACACUUUGUCAAGAUGAAGGCGGCGCUGCUGGCCGAGCACCGGCAGCUAGACGACAAGAUCCGCCUCGGGGAGGAGCAGCUCCGCGGCCUCAGGGACAGCGUGGGACAGGAGUGAACAUCGAUCAGGGCCGGAUUAUGAUUGGCAGGGACCCCUAGGCUAAAGGUUACUGUAGGCCACCACAGAAGGCAAAUUGUGCAACAAAAUGACAUAGGCCGCAUCAUAUUUCCAAGAUAGGAAUUAGGAAUAACAUGUUUGCAGACAAUCUUUUCAAUACUGCAUCUUGUCACAAUUCUGCAAUUACUAAUCCCCCUUUUUUGGCCAACCAGGUCCCCCCUGGCAGGUGUGGGCCCCUAGGCUGCAGCCAUACCCAAACGGGUCAGUUGUCAAGGUCCCAGAGAGAGAGGGUGGGUCUCCAGUAGUUUGUAUGUAUUGUAGAGAGGGUCCAUUUCUCAUCCCAGGCCUUGCCUCGGCUGGCAGUGGCCUUGAGAGCAGGAUGUUGGAGACAGUGAUGACAAGCUCCAAUUAACACGUUUUAUUAUGUGUGAUUUUUCGGCCCCUGUAAUGCUUACAGACAGUUGCAAUGGCCUGAAAUGCCCCACUUCAAUUAAGUGUUUUAAUGGAAGCUUGUUGAUGUUCAGACCAUCAUUGUCUGUAUUUAACUUGGCCCUGCCCCCAUAUGAAACCUGCACCCAUGUUGGAUGUAUGUGAUACUUGACCAUGUGAGCAGGGCAGGGAUUGAUUACAAUUAUGAUGGUAACAUGGUUUUCAUUCAACUCGUUCAUGUGCAUUUUAGCUAUUUGAGUUACAGGAUCCCAUCAAGGCAAGUUACUAUUAUGGGUAAGGGUGUGGAAAAUGGGCAUAGUCACAAAGUGCAGAAAUGACUGGUUUUAUAGGUUUUAUAGGUAAAUUAUAUUUUAUAGGUUAAUGCUAUUUUAAAUGCUUUAGCUCGAGACAGUAGGCAGGGAAAACAGUACAUCGACUACUGAUUGACUGUUCAAUGUAUUGAAUCUCUCCAAUUUAGUGUUCUCUUCUUCAAACUUUGUAGGGCAGAGAAGAGAAGUUGCAA